Molecule: messenger RNA, 2995 nt
Organism: Formica exsecta
Lineage: Eukaryota; Metazoa; Arthropoda; Insecta; Hymenoptera; Formicidae
Exons: 4
Coding region: 20-535 (171 amino acids)
Source: RefSeq, a predicted model, not a curated record
AAUAAUAAGGAUACCAUCCAUGCACAAGCAAUCCUUUUUGCCCUUUUUACCACGUUCUCGAGCAUUUAAGAACAGCAUAACGGAAACCCUAAAAUUUGUUAGGGAUAGCGUAGAGGAUUUAUUGACAAAACGUGCCAUUGUGUAUACAGUAGACAAUUCAGCAGUUGCUAGAGGCUUUCCGUCGAGUUUAAUGUUAGUGGACGAAGAUGAACUUACGCAGAUGAAAGAUAAGGAAGAAGUAGAAGGUGAUUGGCGAAUUUUCAAGAAGAAGAAGUCUAUAAUCUUUCCGAUUCUCGUGUUUGGAUCGCUCCUUUUAACAUCGAUAUUGGCGCAUUUGAAAGUAUGCAAAAUACAAGCUGCUGGUCAAUAUGGUGGUGCUCAUACGCACCAUUCGCAUCCUUUUCAUUUAUGGUCCACUGCUGCGGAAUCAAGUGACUAUCCAACGGGAUAUGGACAAGACGACACUAAUUGGCACAGAAAUGAUUACCAACUAGGUUAUACGAAUUAUCAGUUGUUUCGCAAUCCUUACGGGUGAAAAUGUUGCAAACUAUCACCGAUCACUAGCGAAAAAUUCAUAUAAUUCUUUAUUUUGGAUAAUCUUAGUGAAGUGUGCGAAUCAGUUGUAUUGAGACACGCGAUAUUGUUAAUAUCUUAAUAAGUAAUGCAUUUGUGAUUGGAUUGAUUUUUAUAAUCUAUCUAAUCAUGAUAAUCGCGCGUAAUUUUCACUAAAAUUGUUCGUGGCGCAGUGAAUUGGUAUAUGCCGAGUGAAUUCCAAUCAACGUCGCCAAUGCUUAUCUCGGAUCCGUUCAUUUGCCGCCUAUCCUGCCGAAGAACACAUACUUGCGAAAUGACUUUCACAUAGCUUCUUACCGUUAUUUGUGAGGCACAUAUUGAUAUAUUUCCAGUCUCCGUAACUUUGUAGACUUUAAAAAAGGGCACGGUGUUAACGGUACAUCCGUCUUUUCUUUAAAUCCCACAUUAAUAGAGGACGCGUGAAAGAAAAAGGAAGAGAGAGAGAUAAAAGAUCUAUCUAUCACAAAGAUAGAGAGAUAAAACGCCUAUCUCUUAUAAAUUAUAAAAAUUAGAAACGGUUUGCGCAAAUAUGCAAUUAUUUAUAGUACCUACAAAGUGUCUGUUGACCUCUGACACUUAGCGUUGCGUUCGACACGCUUGUCCCAAGCGCGUUUCUUCACAAAAGCAGAAUUUUUUAAGAUGAGGAUCGACAGGUCGCCAGGUACCAGAUGACUACAAGAAUGAUUCGUGGUCAAGGUCACGUGCCGCCCGGAUAUUCGGUCGAGUACGAUGGCUCCUCUGACUGACCUACUGACAGAUUUGGACGAGCGCCCAGUUUCUGGCUCAAACACACGCGCGUAAGCUGGUUUGUGCGUGCCGCUGUGCUGUGUGUAUCUUGAUCGGCGUGUGUAUACACACGCGUGUGACUCGUACACGGUUCGAUCGAAGACCGUUAUCGGCUCGCAGACGAUGCACCGGCUCGCACCAAUCAUAUUCGUCGUUAAUACAUUUUAGACUUUAUGGAUGACGUUGUUACAUCCGAUAUACUAUUUUGCUCUCACCCUUUCCUUUUCUCGAUUUACCGCUCUCCUUAACCCACCGCGCGCUCAGCGAUAGGAUUAAUCUUACAAUUAAUUUUCUAUUAUUUUUUUGUUAUCACAUCUUCUAAUACGUAUCUUCAAAAUCAGAUGAUCGAUCUUUUCUAAAGAAAUGAUUUUCUCUUCACAUCGUUAGAAUUUUCCAUUAUUUUCAAUUAUAAGAAAAGAUACUAACAAUAAGCCUCUUAUAAAGGAUAUUAUAAGUGAAAAAAUGUGAGAACUUGUGAAGUCGUCGCUCCACUGACGAGCGACAUAUUGAUAACGAUGUUCACGCGGGCUUCAUGAAACGGUAGGAAAUGCGAAUCGGAAGCGACACAUUGCGCAUCGCUACGGAUAAGCGAUCGAUACGCGGCAUGCACUCGUCCACAGCAACUCGACCGUUACGUUCUUACGUUAUAUGCGAACGAAAAAGUCACAUUAACGUAACGGACCAUCGUCCAUGUCACGGCGCUCGACUUACGCAUCCGUACGUACGUCGAACGUAUCGUCUGUAUAUUGUACAAUUCAUAUAUGCGCGUAUGACGUAGAUGGAUGAUCAUGAACGGUAUGCGUUAAAUACCGGAGAUGUUUCUCAGGAUGUCAUAAAUGGAGUUCGCGGAAAGGAAAGGAGUGUCGGCAUGAAUGAUUUAAUUGAAGGUUUAGCUUAAAUAGUGAUCUGUCUCCUUUUUUAGAGGAAAUCAUUUUUGAAAUCGAAUGGAAUUAUAUAGCAUGAUAAAUAAAUGAUUCUCUGGGAAAACUCUUAGAUGAAAUGUGAACUUUUAGCACCGUUUCGCAAUGUACGAAUGCGUUUUCAGGUUUCAAUUCUCUGCUCGUCUGUGUAAAAAUGUUGAUAUCACAAGAUCGACAAAUCCGAUGCGUUUUGUGUAUAGAUUUAAUUUAAACUUUACAAAUUUAAUUUUUUUCCUAGAUACUUUUUAACAAUAUUAGUCAUAUAAGAUAUUGCUUGCGUCUUUGCGUGAAUGGAAUAAAAUGAGAAUAAGUAGGAGAAUGCUAUUAUAUAUAGUGUUGGUAAUCGAUCAUGUAUUUUUUAAUUUUCAUAAAUUUAGUUUCUAAAAUCUUUUUGACAAUCUUUUGUGAUUAAAAGCAGAUUGUGUGUUUAAUAUCAUUUUUUAUUCGUGAUUGUAAAUAUAAGUAAAAUAAAAUUGUAGAAUAAAUUAAUAUUGAGAAUAAAUUAAGGUUCUCCUUAUUUUUCCUCAAUUGAAAUGUGCACUAUAAUAUAUUGUACUUACGAAUUUCACGCUCUGCUUUGUGUCGAGAUUGUAACAUAUCGAUCGACCAACGAUUGUAAUAUAUUUACAUUGUUUGACGUAUAUGUUAAGAAUAGAAUAAGGUUGUAAAAAGAUUAUAUUAUUUUUUUUUCAUUAAAUCUUUGCGUUUAAAAAUAA